Ostrinia nubilalis (European corn borer) is the source of this 4748-nucleotide messenger RNA. Its product is annotated as large proline-rich protein BAG6-like. The coding region runs from base 180 to 4748 and encodes 1522 amino acids. Gene Ontology annotation, cellular component: BAT3 complex. The record is from RefSeq and is a predicted model, not a curated record. Gene Ontology annotation, molecular function: polyubiquitin modification-dependent protein binding; misfolded protein binding. The transcript has 24 exons. Lineage: Eukaryota; Metazoa; Arthropoda; Insecta; Lepidoptera; Crambidae.
CAUACCCUGUGUGACACCAUCCUGGUUUUUCUCUGCACGAGUAAAUGGUAUAAAUUACUUCAGUAAAAAUUAAUUUACCACCAUUUUACGUGCUGAAAUUGUUUGUGUUUGGCGCUCGUACGCACGCGUCGUGUAAUCUACCUUGCAGUGACCAGUGGAUUCUUAGCACUCAUGUGAAAAUGAUUGACUUUACCAUAAAAACUUUGGAUUCCACCAACCAUCCGUUCUUAGUGGAAGAUGGGACGACUGUGGCUCAGCUUAAGGAGAAGGUUCGAGAUCAGAUGGGAAUAGAGCCGAGCCUGCAGCGUCUUAUUUUUUGCGGAAGAGUCCUUCAGAAUGAGAAAAAGCUAUCGGAUUAUGACGUCCAAGGCAAGGUGGUGCACCUGGUGCAGCGAGCGCCUCCCGGACCCGAGACGCGGAGCUCCAACGCCCCGCGGUUCUCCACCAGGAGCCGCCCCCAGAUGCACGCCAGCACCACCUUCGGCGGGCCCCCCGGCGACGACGGCGAGUUCCAGCAGGAGAUGCGUCGGCUGAUGCUCCAGCGCCCUGGGUACUCCACCAGGAGCCGCCCCCAGAUGCACGCCAGCACCACCUUCGGCGGGCCCCCCGGCGACGACGGCGAGUUCCAGCAGGAGAUGCGUCGGCUGAUGAAUCUGGCUGGAGCUUCCGAGUACGUCUUCGACGCCAACCAACAGGCUUUGUCACCAACUGCCGGGCGCAUGGAAAUCGCGCGCCGCCUCAUUGCCGAAAUCAGAAUGUCUCUAGGGUUCUUACGAGCCCACAUCAAUGGAGAGGAAGUUUCUCGGGAACCAGCUAGCAGCGAAGCCCCAGUAGAACCCAUGGAUUGUGACCCAACGCCUAGCGCCCCGCCCGAGGAGAGGGAGCCUCAGUUCGACGAGAGCGGCGAGGAGAUCCCUCAUGACCCUGCCGCCGCUCGGAGCCAAGGCGCACGUCGCAGCAGGAUUUCUCGCUCGCUGCGUUCGCGACAGACGCAGCCGCGUCACUUGGCCCAACUCAUCGACGACCUGAAUGAGCUUCACGAGCAGUUCUCCCCGCACCGAUCCAACUACACCGCCCUUCUACGAUCGCACACUAUUUCCGAAACUCCAACAUAUUCUGACGAAGAGCGUGUUCAUGCGCAGCGCACUGUCGAGAUGACCACCGACUUAAUGCACAGCUUCGCGCACGCGUACCACGUGCUCAGUGACGUAAUGUUCCAGGUCGGCAGCCCGCGCCUCAGGUCCGAGACCUCCGUCACCAUGCAGGCUCAAAUUAACGUGAUUUCGGCGACGCCAGUGACUCGACGCGCGCCCCAAGGCGGCGUCCCCAACACCACGGCCACCGCCACCGCCACCAGCGCCACCGCCACCAACGCUAACCGCACCGGCGCCUCCGCCACCCAGACUAGUGCCGCCGGUCAGCAACGCGGAAUCGCCUCCGAUCUUGAGAAUCUAUUCAGGGGCAUGGGCGCUGCUGGCCUCGGCGGCGUGGAAGUGGUCAUGAGCAUGGAAGAGUUGCCCACGGUCGCACAGGUUGCUCUUGGAAAUCUUGGCAACCUGGCCACCGGGAACGUAGAUGAGCUGGGGCCCUCUCCGCCCCACCCGCCCGGCGCUACCGUUGAUGGCGGAGUUUAUUUCGCCCCGAUGGCCACAUUCGCCACCGGCACGCCAGACAACAUGAUGCAGAACAUCUUGCAGCAGCUCGUGCGCCAGGGCAUGCUGCCCAACGAGGGCAUCACCAUCCACCCCUCGCAGGGCCAGCAGCCCAUCCGCAUCCCGCACACCGCGGGCCGCCGCUCCCACGCCGCGGCCGCCGCCGCCGCCGCCGCCGCCAACCGCGCCGCCGCCGCCGCCACCACCACCAACGCCGAAACUCAGACCAACGUGCAAGGCGUCGAUUCCGUCCUGCUGAUGCCCGGCACUGAAGUGAUCGAACUCGAGGCGGGCGAGGAGGACAGCCAAAUCCUCCAGGCUUCCAGUGACGAGUCCCAGGACGAGUCCCAAGAGGAAUCCCAGGAGGAGUCGCAGGAGUUCUCCUGCGGACACGCGCACGAUUCCCAAGAGGAGGGGCAGGACUCGCAGGACGACGCUCAGGAGGACUCCCAGGAAGACACCGCCGAGGACUCGCAAGAGGAAGCGCAGGAUGAGAUCAUGCAGGAGGUGCAAGUGCGCCAGGACCAGGCGCCGGCGCCGGCGCCGUCCGCGGGGCGAGGCCAAGGUUUUGGACCCGGGCAUGUUACAGGUCAAGGACAUGUACUCGGGCGUGGGCUUGCACAGGGGGAAAUGCUUGCUCAAGGGCACGCGCCAUCAGCUCCAUCGGCUCCCGGCCAACCGCCGGCCGCUCAGUCGGCCCCGCGCGAAAUCAAUUACGGUGAAGGUACACCGCUCGGUCAUCAGGAACAACCGGUUGGCCGCAUUCCACCGCGAGAACAGUCGAGUCGCCCUUUGACUUUCUCUGCAGAACCGGCCGGUGAAGGCCCCCCGUUGCCUCAUCAGCAACCGACCAGCCAGCUCGGCCAACCGAUAGGCCAGGGUCCCAUUCUCGGCGGCGGUAUUAUCGGACAGUCUCUCAGUCCGAUCCAAGUCAUCGGCAACAAUGCCAUAUACGGGCCUCCGCCCGAUCCCUUUGCUCUCCUCCACGGGGACUGCCCCCGCGUGGGUCCGAACGCACCGCGGGUGCAAGCGCUGGCGCGUGCCCAGGCUCAGGCACAGGUUCAGGCCAUGGCCCAAGCCCAAGUUCAGGCCCAACAAGCCCAGGCUCAGGCACAAUCCCAGGGCCAGGCUCCAUCCCAAGCCUCGGGUGAGAGCCCCGCCACUGCUGAGACACAAGCCUCAGGUCAAACCCAAAGCGCUGGCCAAGCCACAGGACGCAACGAGGGCCCACCGUCCCCGCAACCAGAUUUAAAUGAAUCGGGAAUGAACAGGGAACCUGGUAUAAGUAUUCGCCGCGCCACUUUCAACACUCGCGCUCAAGCCCAGGCACUGGCCAUGGCCAAUAUGUUCUACGACAGAUUCUUGCAGUGCGACAGCCCUCACGCUCGUCGCCGACAGGCCAGGCGCAGGAGCCAUCAGCAGCAUUUGCUGGAACAGCGCGACACCAUCCGCAACGAGCGAGCUGCCCAGCAAAACAUCGAGAGCUUGUCUCUCCGCCGCGCACAGAUUCGACCGACGCACAUGUGCACCAUUUUGACGCUCUUGAACGGAGAAUCCUCUCCCCAGGCGUAUGUGAACGCUUUCAUGGUUGCUAUGAGCCGCCAGCUGUACAUGAACGAUUUGCUGACCGCGUCCAACGGAAUGCCCGCGCUGAUUCCCCACGAGUUCGCGUCGAUCCGCCUUCUCAUGCGCAACUUCAUCCACGAUCUCAUCACCGAGUCGCGCAGCGGACAGAACGACCACGCUUUCCAGAAUGCCGCCGAUUUUCUUGUCGCCCGUUAUUCCCGAUUCAUUACUAACAUGGAAAACAUUGCUGAGAUGAACCCUCAGUAUGACGUAGUGGAAUCGAUCCGCGCAUUCGUCCGCUCCCGGCUGCCGGCGUUCAUCGCCUCGAUGCUCUGCGAUUCGGUCACCGAUCAGUUCGUGUCUCGAUUCUAUUCGAUGUUCUUGCGUCUGUUCACCGAGCUGUGCGCUCUGGUGUACCACAUGUGCGCUCAAGGCGAGGUGGGACUGCGCCGCAUUGUCAGGAUGUUUUUGGAUCAUAUCGUGGAGAACUUUGAUGAGUAUUCCCGCGCUGCCAUCCUCACCGUGGGCAUGGACAACGUCGUGGGCCUGAUGCCCAACGUGCCCGGCCACGUCGACAACAUUCUGCAGUUCAUCCGCCGCAUGGACGGCGUCAUGCCUGAUCUGCAACCCCGGCAUCCUCCUACGCCGAUGGAGGUAACUCCGGCACCGCGCGAAGACCCCGAGCCGAGGCAGGCGACCGCGCCGCCUGCGACGAGCGCCCCGAGCGCUCCGGCCGCGCCGCCCGCGCCGGCCGAGCCGACAGCCGCGGUCGCGCCCGGCGCCCCGGCCGCGCCCGUUUCCGCGCCCGCGCCAUUGUCCGUACCCGCGCCCGCGCCCGCCGCCGCGCCCGCCGCGCCCGCGCCCGAGUCCGCGCCCGCAGCGCCCCCCGCCGGCGCGCCCAGGCCCCUCCCCCCUAGCCCCCCGCAGGCGCCCGGCAGCCCGGCCGCGCGCGCCUCCGGAUCCAGCAGCGACCGCUCCGGUGGCUCCUCGCCCAGCCGCCCCUCCUCCAGGGUCGGCCCUCAAGACUCGAGCGAGUCACGCGGCUCCUCUACUUCGGAGAAUAGUAUUCGAUUCGUGCCGCCCGUGAUGAUCCUGCAGCAUUGGGGCGAAGAAUGGGUUCCGGUGUUCACGCGGGACCAGCAGAGCCAGAACUCGCCGCAGCACCAGCGGCCGCUGGAGCCCUACAGCGACGCGUACCUCACCGGCAUGCCCUCCCGCAAGCGCCGCUGCGUGCGCCAGGCCCGGCCGCCGACCACACUGGAUGGAUUUAUGAACGAGAGUGUAAACGAGGCGACGGAGCGGAACGGCACCGACAACGGCGCCAUCCGCGCGGCCUUCCGCGAGCACAUGCGCGAACUGGCACGCGCGCGCGCCGCCACCUCCGACGACUACGACCCGGCGCGCUUCGCCUCCGCCGCCCGCUUCCUGCAGCCUAAUGGAAGCACAUGCGCGAACUGGCACGCGCGCGCCGCCGCCUCCGACGACUACGACCCCGCGCUUCGCCUCCGCCGCCCGCUUCCUGCAGCCUAA